Molecule: messenger RNA, 705 nt
Organism: Huiozyma naganishii CBS 8797
Lineage: Eukaryota; Fungi; Ascomycota; Saccharomycetes; Saccharomycetales; Saccharomycetaceae
Exons: 1
Coding region: 1-705 (234 amino acids)
Biological process (GO): cellular respiration
Cellular component (GO): mitochondrion; nucleus
Source: RefSeq, a predicted model, not a curated record
AUGAACAUUCUCUCCCCACUCCGACCGAUCAUACCUCGAUUCACGUUAUCAACCUCUACAUUUGCGCCUCGGUUAUUGUUAAAGCUGUUCAUUCGUUUAGAGCUAAAAUCUAAGUACCGUCUUGAUACCAGCAUUUUAUUAAGACUAACCAAAGUUCAGAAUGUUGAACUGGAGGAUAAAUCCAGGGUUUGUCAAUUUUACAUUAAGGUAGACACCACGAUCUGCCACAAGUUAAUAACUUUUGAAAAUAAGAAAAGACAACAGAAAAAUGAAUCAAGAACUUUGCAACAUCAUAUGAUCGAUCAACAUGGUACUCAUGUUAAAGACAGUUCCAACGUUUUUUGCACUUGUGUCCAUCACGACCGUCAGAAAAAAACUGAAUCUGCAAGGGACAAAGAAAAGUCCAGCAAACUCUGGAUAGCUCUAUUGAAAGGGCUGUCCAAAAGAAGGCCAAAAGUAGUGCUAAACCUGACGACGUGUCUCAUUGGCGGUGGUGUUAGGACUGAGCUAUCCGUUUUUGACUCUAGAUUAAUCAUGUUCUGCAGUGCGACAUCACGGCCACAUUAUACACUUAUAAUGGUGAGAGCAGUGAUACCGCACCGUUUCGGCUCAUUGUGGGCAGGCGCUUGCCAGAAUGUAAGAAUUUGUUUAAUAGAAAAAGGUCUCGAACCAUAUCAGUGCGAUGGUGAGAGAGCAGCUCCGUGA